CAUAUCUCUUGCUAAAUCCUCAAGUCUAUAAAUUACUUUAAUCAUAUCUAUGUUAUGCUAAAUCAAGUCUAUAAAUAAUCAAACCUCAAAUUCUCAGGUCGCAAAAUGUCCGAAUGUAAACAACAGCCAAACAGCGUUUUCUCCAGGAUCGCCAUCUCCUCUAGAAGUCUACAGCGCUCGCGACUGUGCUCGAGUGGCUUGAUUAAAUUACGCACGCUUCCAUAAAAAAAGCAGAGUUGCGCUCUAUCUCGAGCUCGCGUUAUAGCGUCAGGAGUCGUUCGUCUCCGCUGUUUGUUGUUACAGUCGGUUUCUAGCAUGCGUCUGCGAUAGUAAACAAAGUCGCUGAUAGAUGGAUUAUCGCCGAAGGACACGAUUCGAGCGUGACAUGUGGGAAGUUCAACGUUACUCGUUGUGAAAAGUGUUUAGUGGUCAGUGUCUCGGCAGUGACCUUACUGUGUGCCUCAUCCGAAGUCUCCGAGCCAAAAGUAUGCUCCGCUGGUGGUACACGAAAAAUCCUCUCUCAUCGAUCGUAGGCUAUCACGUGAGCCGCGUCAAUGUGUCUAACGCAGAGCGAUUGCUAUUCGAUCGCUGUCGGGUCGAGAGGAGCGUUUCGUCUGCGCAUAAAUGUUUCAGUCACGAUCAGCGACAAAAUGUGGCCCACAUGGCCCGAGGGGGUGAAGAACCAUUGACACAGGACACCAUAGGAAUAUUACUAGAAAGGGCAGCGGAACGCUGGCCGAAUGAAGAGUGCGUGGUGUCAGUUCAUCAAAAUGUACGUCUCACGUUCUCCGAGUGUUUGCGACGGGCUGAUCGUUUGGCAGCCGGGUUAACCAAACUGGGAAUGAAACGUGGAGAUCGUCUAGGCAUAUGGGGUCCCAAUCACGUCGAAUGGUUGUUGAGUAUAUUUUGCGCUGCCAGAGCAGGCUUCGUAGUCGUCGCCAUUAAUCCUACAUACCAGAUGAACGAGAUCACGUACUGUUUGCAAAAGGUCGGCGUCAAGGCUGUUAUAUCGCCGGCCACUUUCAAGAUGCAGAACUAUCCACAGAUGCUGUUGGAGGCUCGCCAAACGUGUCCCACUUUGGAGCACAUUAUUAUCCAUUCGGACGAUCAUGUCACAGGAACCCAUCGUUUCAAAGACGUGGAGAACCUCGCAUCGAGGAUCGAGGUGGAAAGGGUCGCAGGGCAGCAGAACGAGAUAUCCUGUCGUGAGGGUACCAAUAUACAAUUCACGUCGGGAACCACCGGCAAACCGAAGGCUGCGUUGCUAUCGCACUGGGCUCUCGUGAAUAACGCCAGACAGGCAGCGAAAAGAUCGCAGUUCGAGGUGGGACACAAAGCUUGCUUAAGUGUACCGUUCUUCCACGCGUUCGGCAUAAUUAAAGGUGUGCUAUCCUCGUUGAACGCCGGCAUCACUCUCGUUCUGCCAGCGCCAUCGUUCAAUCCCGUGAAAUCCUUAGAUGCGAUCGUCGGAGAGAAAUGCAACGUCGUUUACGGUACGCCGACAAUGUGGAUCAAUAUUCUGGACGUUCAUCAACGGCUACAACCACCGCCGAUAACUCUGUUUUGUGGCGUCACCGGAGGCUCACCCGCGUCCCCGGAACUCUUCCGGAAAAUAAGGGAGUGCUUUCAUUUCGACAAUAUAAAGACGAUAUACGGCUUGACGGAGACGGCGGCGGUGAUCUUUCAAUCUUUGCCGAACGAGGACCACCAUUUGACGGAGAACACGGUCGGUCACCUGGCGAAUCAUGUGGAAGCGCUGGUUGUAGAUGAGAAUGGUACACCAGUGCCAAUGGGUUCUCCAGGAGAGCUCUGGAUCCGCGGCUACUGCAACAUGAACGAAUACUGGGGAGACGAGAAGAACACUCGAAAAACAUUGACCGAAGAUGGUUGGCUGAAAACAGGAGAUCAGUUCAUACUGAGAUCGGACGGAUAUGGACAGAUAAUCGGGAGAUUGAAGGAUAUGCUGAUAAGAGGUGGAGAGAACAUCUUCCCGAAGGAGGUCGAGGACUUAUUGAUGACGCACCCGCUGGUGGUCGAGGCGCAAGUUAUAAGCGCCUACGACAAAGUCUACGGCGAAGAGAUAUGCGCCUGCGUGCGCCUAAAAGAAGGCGCGAGUCUCACCAGGGAACAAUUGAAGGACUACUGCAAAGGGCGUAUCGCGCCCUUCAAAAUACCCCGUUACGUGGAGUUCGUCGGCGAAUACCCAAAAACAGCCAGCGGGAAAGUGAUGAAAUACGUUCUGAAACAAAAUAUGGAGCGGGCCGGGGUGAUUCCUGCGACCCCGACUUCCGCUUAAAACUAGUGGGAACGAUAAGUCGCUUUAUUCGUGGACAGAUAAUUAAUACAAUUACGCAAACGUUUGCGAGCGAUAUGGCGACAUGUGCUACUUCAGGUUUUCUUCUUGAUACCGUUAUCGUGCGGUAGAAGACAAAAUGGCGGAUAAUGGCGUACUGUCUGCUUGUGACAGAUGUCGCCACGUGUCCGGACGUUGCGGUUGCUCGGCAACGUAGGAAACUGUUCCUAAAAAGAUUAUUAAUCUUUGCGUUCAUUUCGAUUUGUACAAACACGUUUAUACGAUGAUAUAAGAUGUUAUCUGAGGAUUAAAUAUAAGUUUGUUUCUGAGGAUUCCGUAGACCAAAAGUAACGCGAUAGGACGCCUUGUUCGGAUUCGCGUUUUCCAAAGACGGCACGUGUCAGCCGUGUUUUUACGAAAACGUGCCUACCAACUGUCGCCGCGAAAAACGUCGAUCGGUGAUCGAUGACAUCGCCAGGAAGCGAAGGAUAAUGACGUGCCAGAAAGGAUGGAAGCCGUGGAACGCGAGCAUGGAACCGGUAAAGUGGGCAUCGAGGAGAGGAAAGGAAGAAAGAAGCCAUCGAAAACCGUGGAUUCGAGAGGGGCACGUGUUUCAGGUGGCGUCUAAUUGAGGAUGGAUGCUUCGGGCGACGAGUCGUCGCUUCUUCAAGACUGGAAGACCUGGAAGAGGCGUGCAUUACCGCGGCAGAUGGUGGUCGUGAUUGCAGCUGCUCCGCACACGAACACCUGCCGUUUUCUCCGCCGUCUAUCGAGAUGGACGAAAUCACUGUCCAGCCUCCUCCACCUUUCUCCGUUUCUUUGUCCUUUGUACUCUGGAAAUCUUGCAAUUUUCGAUAUUUGUUACUACGUGGAAUAUACAUUUUUUACAAUUUCAUUCUUUAAGGAAAUUCAGUAGAGGACUUUGUUUCUUUCACCUUGAAAAACACUGCAAUUGACUUCAAUUUUUUUGUACUGAUGGAAUAAAGAUUUUUUGAGAUGCAUGAUUCGAUAUUUGUAACUCGAUGAAAUAAUUUUUUGAGACGAGAUUUGAUUCUUUAAGGAAGUUAUCAGUGGAUGAGGGCCUUUGUUUCUUUCAUUUUGAAAGACAUUGCAGUUGACUUCAAUUUUUGCGAAAUGAUGGAGUGAAGAUUUUUUGAGAUGCAUGAUUUGGUUCUUCAAAGAUGUUGAAUAUUAAGAUCAUUGAAUGAGAGACAUAUGAAACAUCUUUGUUGGCCUUCUUCUUUCACCUUGAAAAUAAAAAGCACUGCAAUUGACUUCAAUUUUUAUCAAACGAUAGAAUAAAGAUUUUUUGAGAUGCAUUUGAUUUUUCAAAGACGUAGAACAUUAAAUUCAAUGUAUUAUCUUUUACCCCAAAGAUAAAAAGCAUUGUUAUUGAUUUUAUUUUUUUACAAUGAUAGAAUAAAUAUUUUUAACGAAACACGAUUUAAUUUUUCAAAGACGUUGACUAUUAAGACUAUUGUAAGAGGGAUGCAUCAUAUAUAAUUGUUAACCUUCUUCUUUUACCCCAAAGAUAAAAAGCAUCGUUAUUGAUUUUAUUUUUGUACAAUGAUAGAAUAAAUAUUUUUAAUAAAACACGAUUUAAUUUUUC
Molecule: messenger RNA, 3902 nt
Organism: Megachile rotundata (alfalfa leafcutting bee)
Lineage: Eukaryota; Metazoa; Arthropoda; Insecta; Hymenoptera; Megachilidae
Gene: Acsf2
Product: Acyl-CoA synthetase family member 2
Biological process (GO): fatty acid metabolic process
Molecular function (GO): medium-chain fatty acid-CoA ligase activity
Source: RefSeq, a predicted model, not a curated record